Colletotrichum paranaense is the source of this 1719-nucleotide messenger RNA. RefSeq lists its product as uncharacterized. The transcript has 3 exons. NCBI's taxonomy places the organism in Eukaryota, Fungi, Ascomycota, Sordariomycetes, Glomerellales, Glomerellaceae. The record is from RefSeq and is a predicted model, not a curated record. The coding region runs from base 1 to 1719 and encodes 572 amino acids.
AUGUCGGAAAGCGCCAUCUCCAUCUUACGGAGUGAAAACAACGUCUGCUCAGCCUGUGCAUUCAUCAACUUUGAUUCCUUCAUUCAUCAUGCCAAAGAUGUGGUGGGCAAAUCGUUAUACGACAUCGACAAGCACUAUCUCGGACUAGAUUCUCCAGACUCCCCAUUUGCGCUGCUACUAUGUGAUUACAACGACGCGGUCGAGAUGGUAGGCAUUGAAGUCGAUCACGUCGAGAGUGCCUCCGAUUGUCCUUGCUACGAGAUAUUCAACAUACUCAAAUAUGGAUGGUCGCAUACUUACCUUGUGUAUUAUUUGCACCCUUCGCGAAAAGAGUAUGAUCUACGAGUGAAGGACAAAAAACUUGCUCGUCCACAUUUCAAAGUGUUUUCUUCGAGUGGAGCUCAGCGUAAGCCAAGUCCGCGUGACGGUGGUAUGGCGAGAUACAUCAGAAACUUCCGCAUAGAUCGCAUAGAUCGCACUUUCAUGUUGGUCCAACCCGGCCAGCCAGAUCCCAAACUGUCAGCAGACCUGUUAUCCAUCAAGUCUGCCUUGGCGCGCGAGGCUUGCCGGCAUCAUCUCAAAUCAGAGGGAGGUCAGAAUUGGGAAGCAUUGUUUCGACGGGGACUACCUGGGUGGAGUGUCAUAGACUGCUUCACGGACGAAAUUGUCAACCUCGAGGAUUGCGUUGCGUCGGCCGGGUCUUUCGAUGCAGUCGAGUACGCUACCCUGAGUUAUGUCUGGGGGUCCGCACAGAGCGAUUGUCCAAGGCUUGGUCGCAAACUGCCCGCAUCCGUGCCUCGAGUCAUCGAAGAUGCAAAGACUGUAACGGCUUCGCUAGGAUUCCGGUAUCUUUGGGUCGAUCGCUAUUGUAUCCCUCAACAUUGUGCAAAAGAAGCCCACGACCAGAUCUGCAACAUGAACCUCAUCUAUGCCCGGUCCUGCAUCACCAUCGUUGCUGCAGCAGGCCAAUGUCCGGACUACGGUCUUCCUGGGGUUGGGAAGACACUGCGAAAAGUACUUGACACUUUCCAAAUCGGAUCUCAUACCAUCAGACGAACGCCCACCGAUGCAAAAUGGGUUGAGCAGCAGAUCCAGCACUCCAAGUGGAAUACGAGAGCUUGGACUUGUCAGGAGGCAGCUUUAUCAACGAGGCGACUGUACUUCACCGACCACUUUGCCCUUUUGGAGAUUGGAAAUAAGGGAGAAAGCUACAUCGAAGGCUUGCCGAGUCACCUUUGCCCAGAGAACGGGACCGCAUGGGAUGGUAUAAAUGAGUUAGGUUCUAUUCCCCACGCGGGAAGCUAUGCAACCCGGGAGCUUUCAUUCGAGGCAGACGUCUUUCGCGCAUUUCAAGGAUUUUCACUUCGGUAUGCGGAUGGGUUCACCUUCAAGUGGGCUUCCAUGACGAAGGAGCGGAUCUACAAGUUGAUGGACGACCGAGAUGAGGGCACCAUAGAGUUCAUCCUUGUGACGGGACUGACUUUCGGAUUCAAAGCGUUGUGGUCCAUGUCUAGUCGAGAGAAAGAUGUUGCCAGGGCUAUGUCAUGGGCGAACACCAGCCCAGGCCUUGAGAGAGCCAUCGUUCAGUGGCCAUAUUUGAAUGACUUGGACGAAAUUGCACGGGAAUCCUACGGCAUUUCGCAAGAUGAAUUUUCCGGAGAAGCAUGGGAGCCAGUUAAGAAACAAAAUUCAUUGCUUGGUUUGGAUGAUGUUGCCUGA